GUUCCUCACCUCCAAGGAGCAGUUCCAUGCCUACCUGCAGAAGAAGGAGGAGGAGGAGGAGGUCAGCAGCUGCCAGAGUGAACCCCCAGCCAAAAAGGUGAAGGCUGAGGAGCUCAGCCAGGAUGGAGAGAGCCCAGAGGGUGCUGGAGUGGAGGAGAAGGAGCAUGUGGGGCGAAAACGAGCGCGAGGGCAGAACAAGAGUCGUCCCUGCAUGAAACCCAACCACUAUGAGCAGAGCAGGCUCUGCCCCUCUGUCACACAGGGCUGUGCAGAGAAGUGUUUCUUGGGCCCACGGUGUCGUUUCCUCCACGACAUCAACACCUACAUGGCAGGGAAACCAUCAGACCUGGGACACCACUGUGUGCUCUUCGACACCUUCGGCAGGUGCAUCUAUGGGGUCACCUGUCGCUUCGCCCAGGCCCACCUGGGCCAUGACUUCCAGAACCUCAUCAACACAGCUCUGGCCAAGCAGUGGGAAGGGAAGGUGCUGGUGAGGAACAACCUCUCCAAGGAUCUCCAGCACCAGCUGCGCAAGAAGAAGUUCAACUUCCAAAAGGCUGAGGAGUAUCUCCGUGGCCUCAAGGCCAGUGGUGGUGGUGGGAAGGGAGGCAAAGCCGUGAAGGAGCAGGAGGUGUCCAACUGCACAGCAGCACAGGAGGGUGUGGGAGACAGCUCUGAGCUGCUGGAGAAGGGAGAAGAUCCCAAACCAGAGGCCUUGCAGAGUCCCAGCUCCCAAGGGGACAAGGAGGUUGCCUCCAUCCCAACCAUUGGUCCUCUGACAGAUGAAGAUGUCACGAAGCUGAGGCCAUGUGAGAAGAAGAAGUUGGACAUCCAAGGCAAGCUCUACUUGGCUCCACUGACCACGUGUGGGAACCUUCCGUUCCGACGGGUGUGCAAGCGCUUCGGGGCAGAUGUCACCUGUGGGGAGAUGGCUGUGUGCACCAACCUGCUCCAAGGCCAGUCCUCAGAGUGGGCCCUGCUCAAACGCCACCACACCGAGGACAUUUUUGGGGUGCAGUUGGAAGGAGCCUUCCCAGACACCAUGACCAAGUGUGCAGAGCUCCUCAACAGGACAAUUGAUGUGGAUUUUGUAGACAUCAACGUUGGGUGUCCCAUUGACUUGGUCUACAAGAAGGGAGGAGGUUGUGCUCUGAUGACUCGUUCCAACAAGUUUGAACAGAUUGUCCGUGGCAUGAACUCGGUGCUAGAUGUCCCUCUGACAGUGAAGAUAAGGACUGGAGUGCAAGAGAAGAUCAAUGUGGCUCACAAGAUCAUCCCCAGGAUCAGGGAGUGGGGAGCAUCCAUGGUCACGCUCCACGGCCGCUCGCGGGAGCAGCGAUACACUCGGAGCGCAGACUGGGACUACAUCGCCGAGUGUGCCAGGAUAGCCACCCCCAUGCCUCUCUUUGGAAAUGGGGAUAUUUUGUCUUAUGAAGAUGCAAAUCGAGCCAUGGAAAUGGGAGUUUCUGGGAUCAUGAUUGCCAGAGGAGCUCUCAUCAAGCCAUGGCUCUUCACUGAAAUCAAGGAGCAGAGACAUUGGGAUAUCUCCUCCAGUGAGAGGUUUGACAUCCUCAAAGACUUCACCAACUAUGGCCUGGAGCACUGGGGCUCAGACACUCAGGGAGUGGAGAAGACUAGGAAGUUCCUGCUAGAAUGGCUCUCAUUCCUCUGCAGGUACAUCCCAGUUGGCUUAUUGGAACAUCUACCUCAGAGGAUUAAUGAGAGACCUCCAUACUACUUGGGCAGAGACUACCUGGAGACACUCAUGGCCAGCCAAAAUGUGGAUGAUUGGAUCAAAAUAAGUGAGAUGCUCCUGGGCCCUGUCCCUCCCACCUUCACCUUCCUGCCAAAACACAAGGCCAAUUCCUACAGAUAG
Messenger RNA from Acanthisitta chloris (rifleman), 1876 nucleotides. It is a transcript of the gene DUS3L, whose product is annotated as dihydrouridine synthase 3-like (S. cerevisiae). The transcript is spliced from 13 exons. The annotation marks the transcript as partial. Lineage: Eukaryota; Metazoa; Chordata; Aves; Passeriformes; Acanthisittidae. Gene Ontology annotation, biological process: tRNA processing. Gene Ontology annotation, molecular function: RNA binding; flavin adenine dinucleotide binding; metal ion binding. The record is from RefSeq and is a predicted model, not a curated record.